Molecule: messenger RNA, 381 nt
Organism: Uranotaenia lowii
Lineage: Eukaryota; Metazoa; Arthropoda; Insecta; Diptera; Culicidae
Exons: 1
Coding region: 1-381 (126 amino acids)
Source: RefSeq, a predicted model, not a curated record
AUGGCGAAUGCCAAAGACUCCAAAAUUCCGUUGGAUCCGGGAUAUAUCAAACAGGAAAGGAAGGAGGCGCCGUUGUCCGAUAAUCAAGCGUACCAGAAGGUAAUUGGUCAACUUCUCUACCUUUCAGUCAACACCCGACCGGACAUAUCAGCAUCGGUGUCCAUUCUGAGUCGCCAUACCAGCUGCCCCACGCAAGGAGAUUGGAACGAGGUCAAAAGGGUAAUCCGCUACCUGAAGGGAACCAGCCACUAUCGUCUUCGAUUGAGCAGAGCAGAAGAUAGGACCGGACUGAUAGGAUACGCUGACUCGGAUUGGGCGGGAACAUUGAAGACCGGAAGUCCAACAGUGGCCAUGUCUUCAAGUUUUGUGGAGGUACCAUAA